Messenger RNA from Glycine soja, 2425 nucleotides. RefSeq names its product pollen receptor-like kinase 3. Gene Ontology annotation, molecular function: protein binding; ATP binding; protein kinase activity. Bases 100 to 1947 code for a protein of 615 amino acids. NCBI's taxonomy places the organism in Eukaryota, Viridiplantae, Streptophyta, Magnoliopsida, Fabales, Fabaceae. The transcript has 2 exons. The record is from RefSeq and is a predicted model, not a curated record. Gene Ontology annotation, biological process: protein phosphorylation.
UACCCAAAACCAAAAAAACCAACCCCCACAGAAAAACACCACCACCAACAACAACCUUAGUUUCUCCGAGCAGCGGUCCCUUCUUCUUGCAAUCACGCAAUGGCCGCCGCUGUUCGAAUCCACCACCACCUCUCAUUCCUUUUCUUGUUCUUAUUCUUCAUCUCUUUCUCAUGCGGGACUGAAACUGAUUCCCUCCUCCACCUCAAGAAAUCUCUCACUAACUCUGACCGCUCCCUCUCCUCGUGGAUCCCAAACAUCUCCCCAUGCUCCGGCACGUGGCUCGGCGUGGUCUGCUUUGACAACACCAUCACGGGCUUGCACCUCUCUGACCUUGGCCUCUCCGGCUCGAUCGACGUCGAUGCCCUCGUCGAGAUCCGUAGCCUCCGCACCCUUAGCUUCAUCAACAACUCCUUCUCAGGCCCCAUUCCAAACUUCAACAAACUUGGCUCCAUAAAGUCCCUUCUCCUCACCCAAAACCGCUUCUCCGGCACAAUCCCCACCGACUUCUUCUCCACCUUAAACUCCCUCAAGAAACUUUGGCUCUCAGGCAACAACUUCUCUGGUGAAAUCCCACAAUCCCUAACACAACUCAAACUCUUGAAAGAACUCCACCUCGAAUACAACUCGUUCUCAGGCCAGAUACCAAACUUCAACCAAGAUCUGAAGUCGCUGGAUUUGUCCAACAACAAACUCCAAGGUGCAAUUCCUGUAAGCUUGGCAAGGUUCGGCCCUAACUCUUUCGCAGGAAAUGAAGGUCUCUGUGGUAAGCCCUUAGAGAAGACUUGUGGUGAUGAUGAUGGGUCUUCUUUGUUUUCUCUUCUAAGUAAUGUUAACGAGGAAAAAUACGAUACGAGUUGGGCGACGAAGGUGAUUGUAAUAUUGGUUAUAGCAGUGGUGGCGGCAAUGAUAUUUCUGUUCGUGAAGAGGAGUCGGAGGGGGGAUGGGGAGUUGAGGGUGGUGAGCAGGAGCAGGAGCAACAGCACAGAGGAGGUAUUGAUGGUGCAGGUACCUAGCAUGAGGGGGGGCGUAGGAGAUAAGAAGAAGGAAGGAAAUAAAAGAGGGGAUAUUGUGAUGGUGAAUGAGGAGAGGGGCGUAUUUGGGCUUCAGGAUUUGAUGAAGGCGUCAGCGGAGGUGCUAGGGAAUGGGGGGUUGGGAUCAAUGUACAAGGCGAUGAUGGGGACAGGGUUGUGCGUGGUGGUGAAGAGGAUGAGGGAGAUGAAUAAGAUCGGGAAGGACGUGUUUGACGCUGAGAUGAGGCAGUUCGGGAGGAUACGACACCGGAAUAUCAUCACGCCACUCGCUUACCAUUACCGAAGGGAGGAGAAGCUCUUUAUUACUGAGUACAUGCCCAAGGGAAGCUUGUUGUAUGUCUUGCAUGGUGACAGAGGAACAUCCCAUUCUGAGUUAACUUGGCCUACACGUUUGAACAUUGUUAAGGGAAUUGCAAGAGGGUUGAAAUUCCUUUACUCUGAAUUUUCCACCUACGACCUGCCCCACGGGAACCUCAAGUCCAGCAACGUUCUUCUAACUGAUGAUUACGAGCCUCUCUUGAGUGACUACGCCUUUCAGCCACUGAUCAACCCCAAGGUCUCCGUGCAGGCAUUGUUCGCCUUCAAAUCCCCAGAUUUUGUUCAGAAUCAGAAGGUUUCGCAGAAGACCGAUGUUUACUGCCUCGGUGUCAUCAUUCUUGAGAUCAUCACAGGGAAGUUCCCUUCCCAGUAUCACAGCAAUGGCAAGGGUGGCACUGAUGUUGUGCAAUGGGCCUUCACCGCAAUUUCUGAGGGAACAGAAGCAGAGUUGAUCGAUUCGGAGUUACCAAACGACGCGAAUUCGCGCAAGAACAUGCUGCAUCUUCUACACAUUGGGGCUUGUUGCGCUGAGAGCAACCCUGAACAAAGACUAAACAUGAAGGAAGCUGUUAGAAGGAUAGAGGAGGUACAGGUUUAAAAAUUGUGUCAGUAAUUAAGCUAGCUUAGUUCAAGUUUCUUUUGUAGGUCAGAAUUGCAGGACCUUUGGAAAUAUUAUAUCUUGCAGCAUCUUGAUCCAACUCUCGGACAUUUUCAUUAGUGAUCUUGUGAAAGCAAAGUAGUUAGCACUAAGUGUGAUUUUGUGCAAGAGAUAACAACAGAACGGAACAGAGAAUAAUGGAGGAAGAUAGCAGGGUAGAAAGGGAGAAAGAUUGGAAAAUGGUUAUAUGUUGUUUCGGAACUUCAUAGCUUGGAGCAUUUCUCAUUGUCAAAAAGUACAAGUUUAACUUCAUAGCCCUUGCCAAGUAUAUGCAACUCUCAAAAGAAAACCAUUUUUGGACAGCAUCCUUCAAGUUUGUAGAAACUUAAUUUUAGUGGUUAAAAGUAUUUUUCUAGUUUUCGUCUUACUAUGUGUAUCAUAUACAAGAGAUUGAUUCUAUUUUCUUGCUCACUCCCCA